AUGGAAGAUAAAUCGCUAGGGAUUAUGAGGGUUCAUGUGAAAAGAGGGAUUAAUCUCGCGAUUCGAGAUUCCUCGAGCAGUGAUCCUUAUGUUGUUGUCACGUUGGGUAAUCAGAAAAUGAAGACGCGUGUGAUCAAUAGUAACUGUAAUCCAGUGUGGAACGAACAGAUGACCCUUUCCAUCAAAGAUGUGAAUGAACCUAUCCGUUUGACGGUGUUCGAUAAAGACAGAUUCACGGGAGAUGACAAGAUGGGUGAUGCGGAAAUAGACAUGAGGCCUUUCGUAGAAGUGCAUCAGAUGGACUUAGUUUUUGAGAAGCUCCCUAAUGGUUGUGCAAUCAAGAGGAUCCGUCCAGGGAGGACCAACUGUUUGGCUGAAGAGAGCAGCAUCACUUGGAGCAAUGGGAAGAUCACACAAGACAUGAUUCUUAGACUAAGAAACGUGGAGUGUGGGGAACUCGAGAUGAUGCUUGAGUGGACUGAGUGUCCAGGCUGCAAGGGUCUUGCCCGUGAAGGAUCCAAGAAGACACCGUGGAUGCCAAGUAAACUAUUGGACUAAGUUACAGAACUGUUGAAGAUGUUCUGUUCAUGGAAAGACGAGUUAUGUCUUUUGUCUCUUUUAACUAUUAUGACGAAAGACUCCAUCUACUCUGUGUCUUUAGUUGUACAUGAUGUCGAAUACAACCCAAACCUUAAUAUUAUAUUUUGUAUCUGUUUCUACUAUUUGAAGAAAUAA
Messenger RNA from Eruca vesicaria subsp. sativa (arugula), 735 nucleotides. The record is from the annotation of a GenBank genome assembly. Lineage: Eukaryota; Viridiplantae; Streptophyta; Magnoliopsida; Brassicales; Brassicaceae.